AACACAACCAUCUGUAUAUGUGCUUGGAAGAAAUCGAUCAUGAAUUAAGGCGCACGAAUCCGACAUACGGGCCCCACCCCCCAACCCUUUAAGUUUCUUUCUUUGCACUUCAUCCUCCUUCAUUUACAACUUUCUUCAACAAAUGGACGGUGAAACUCCGGCCGCCGGUGCUGGUGGUGGUGGGUCAAUGUUGAGCAAGUCUAAGAACAAAGGAAACAAUCAUAAUAAUGAUGAUGAUGGUCUUGAAUUGGGGUUGGGGUUGAGUAUUGGUGGUGGUUUGAAGGCAAAAGAAUGUUCUAGAAUCUUGACUGGUCAAUAUAUGCCUGAUUUGAAGUCUUCUUGUUCUUCUUCUUCAUCAUCUUCUUCUUCUGUUAACAUCUCUGCUUCUUCCAUUGUUGGUACCAAGAGAACUGCUGCUGUUCAUUCUGUCUCUCCUCCAAAUGCUACCAGUGUGGUUGGAUGGCCCCCAAUAAGAAAGGCUCACCGGGUGACAAUCUUGGCUAACCGCAUCAAAUCAGAACACGAGGACUUCAGCUCUAGACCCGAAACCGACAACAUAACCAACAGUCAUCAUUUAACUGUAAAGGUGAAUAUGGAUGGAACCCUGAUUGGAAGAAAAGUUGACCUUUAUGCCCACACCUCCUAUGAAACAUUAGCUCAUACCUUGGAGAACAUGUUUUAUGGAAGAUGUUCUUCAAGAUUGUUGAAUGGAACAUCUGAGUUUGUGCUCACUUAUGAAGAUAAAGAUGGAGACUGUAUGCUUGUUGGAGACGUACCUUGGCAGAUGUUUCUUAGCUCGGUGAAAAGGCUGCGGAUCCUUAGAAACCCCAAAACGUAGCAUUAAGGUUUCAAGAAAACAGGAGUCACCGAGGCAGAUAUACGAUGUUAUACAGAUUAACGGAUAGUUUGUGUUAGUUUUUUUGUUUUUUUUUUGGGUUGUUUUAAGUUCCUUAAUGUUGGUCGUUUAUUAUUUGUUUGUUUUUUUAUAUAGUUUAUUAUCACCAGGAUCAGCUUUGAACAAGCAUUUGAGCUGUUGGUGCUAGCAUACAGCUAGACUGAUUGUUUGGUUUCUUUGAGAUUUUGUGGUAAUUUGGAUUGAAAUACACAAGUUUGUAUGGUUUGAAUUUUCUUAUUUUUUGAUAA
Helianthus annuus (common sunflower) is the source of this 1143-nucleotide messenger RNA. RefSeq names its product auxin-responsive protein IAA12. The transcript has 4 exons. Bases 143 to 838 code for a protein of 231 amino acids. Gene Ontology annotation, cellular component: nucleus. Gene Ontology annotation, biological process: regulation of DNA-templated transcription. The record is from RefSeq and is a predicted model, not a curated record. Gene Ontology annotation, molecular function: protein binding. Lineage: Eukaryota; Viridiplantae; Streptophyta; Magnoliopsida; Asterales; Asteraceae.